AUGGCCCUCGCCCCCUCCACGCAGAAGUCCACCAGGGUCUCCCCCCAGAAGGAGCAGCCCAAGGGUCACUUCGCGGCCAAGCAAGUACUAACAGAAACAGACAAGUACACGUACUGGCGCCGGAGCAUCCUCCUCGGCAUUAUCCUCUCGGCCUACCUGGGCUACACCAAGGGUGGCGCGUACGGCUGGGUCCCGGCCCUGGUGACGUUCUACUCGACCGUGCACAUCUUCGAGUCCAUUGCCAAGAAGCCCGAGGGCAUCUUUGCGCGCCUCUUCCUCGUCGUCACGAACCUCCAGCGCAUCAUUGACUUCGAGGACUUUGUCCUCUCCCCGUUCCGCAGCCAGGUCAAGGCUGCCUGA
Trichosporon asahii var. asahii CBS 2479 is the source of this 360-nucleotide messenger RNA. RefSeq lists its product as uncharacterized. The transcript has 2 exons. The record is from RefSeq and is a predicted model, not a curated record. Lineage: Eukaryota; Fungi; Basidiomycota; Tremellomycetes; Trichosporonales; Trichosporonaceae. Bases 1 to 360 code for a protein of 119 amino acids.